AUGGAGUUCGUCACGGCCCUCCGGGGCACCUUUGACGACCAGAAGCCCUCGCUCUUCGAGGUGCUGUCGGAGCAGCAGCUCAACCACCUGCUGCCGCUGACGCUGCGCUACCUCCUCACCGUCGCCACGCAGCGCCACCCGCGCUACCUGCUGCGCGCGCUCAACUCGUUUGACGAGCUGCACGCGCUGCUCAUGCUGCUCGUCGAGCGCCACUACCUGCGCUCCCGCGGCGGCUCCUUCACCGAGCACUUUUACGGCCUCAAGCGCGAAAAGGCCCUCCGCGCCGAGGUGCCCCGCGCCAGCAUGGCCGCGCCGCACCUCGUCCGCGACACCCUCCGCCUCACCACCCGCGACGUCUGGAUGAACCUUGCCGUCCUCGUCGGCGUCCCCUACCUCAAGCGCAAGCUCGACGAGGCCCACGAGGUCAACGCGCCCCGCGCCCUGCUCGGCGCUGCCUACACCCGCAUGCCCGACAACCCGACCCUGCGUGACCGCUUCAUCCACUACUACCGAUGGUUUCUCACCAACAUAUACCCCUCCGUCAACGCAGGCUACUACUUUGCCAUGCUGGCGUUCAACCUCGCCUACCUGUUUGACCGCACAAAGUUCCACAGCCCGCUCAUGUGGCUCAUCGGCACCCGCCUCCGCCGCAUGACGGCCGCCGACUACCAGGCCAUUGACGCCCUGUCGGCCAAGUCGACGGCCGACAACCGACCGGGACAGUCGCUCUUCUCGCCUCGCAACUUGGGCACCAAGGUGCUCUCGAGCCUGUCGAUUGCCCUGCCCAUGAGCAUUUUCGCGCUCAAGUUUCUCGAGUGGUGGUACCAAUCCGACUUUGCCAAGCAGCUGACGCGCAAGGCGACCGAGAACAUUGAGCUGCCCCCUCCCAUCAUUUCCGGCCUCCUGGGCAAGCACCUGAAGAAAUCCAGCUCGACGGCAUCAGACGAAAAGCACGCUGCCGGCGCGGACAAUGAGGCCACUGACUCGCCGGAGACGGAAAUUGCUGCCAAAGACGCCCCCGUCGCCAAACCCUCCCGGCUGCCCAUAUUUGUCGUCUCAUUCCCUGAAGACUCGGCGUGCUGCCCCAUUUGCCUCGAGGAUAUCGUGACCCCGACCGCCUGCCAGACCGGGGUGGUCUACUGUUAUACUUGUAUUCACAGGUGGAUCGAAGGGAUGCAUCCCAAGCAGGAGACGUUUAUGGAGACCAAGGCCGGCAAAUGGGAAAGUGGUCAGGGCCGCUGCGCCGUUACCGGGAGACGCGUCCUGGGCGGCACGGAGGGUCUGCGACGCAUCAUGGUCUAA
Akanthomyces muscarius is the source of this 1302-nucleotide messenger RNA. RefSeq lists its product as uncharacterized. Gene Ontology annotation, cellular component: peroxisomal membrane; peroxisomal importomer complex. Bases 1 to 1302 code for a protein of 433 amino acids. Gene Ontology annotation, biological process: protein monoubiquitination; protein import into peroxisome matrix. Gene Ontology annotation, molecular function: ubiquitin-protein transferase activity; zinc ion binding; protein binding. NCBI's taxonomy places the organism in Eukaryota, Fungi, Ascomycota, Sordariomycetes, Hypocreales, Cordycipitaceae. The record is from RefSeq and is a predicted model, not a curated record. The transcript has a single exon.